GUCGAGAAUAAAAUAACAAUUUAAGUUGUAAGACGAGGAAGAUCAACGCUGCGGCUGCAUGGCUGACUCCGGCAGGCGGUGUCUCCACACGUGAUUCACGUGAUUGAUGACUAAUUGUAUCCACGGCCUGAAUCGCGAUAAGCACGAAAGUGGAAAUCUCAAGAUCGACCAUUCUUCACGUCCUGCCAUCGGCUUCGAAUUUCUCCUAAUCUAUUGCAGAUGCCUUGAUUUAUUUCUCACUAGCCCAAUGGCUUCUUGAUCCACGUUGUUGCCCCGUUGCGCUGACAGUCAUUCUGCAUCCAGCAUCGCGCCGGGUCUAAACGCCCACAGCUGAGACCGGCCGUUGACCGGCAACUCCGAUCCUGCGAUUGGUAUGUGCGCUAUAGUCUGUUGACCAGGAACAUGCUUAUAAUGUCUCAUCUUGCCUAUUAGGGGCCCAACAUGCCACAAACACCAGCCCAACGAGGCUCCACCGCAAAGCCCCCCUCUGCAGGUUUCAAUGCGGGGACACGACCGUACAGAUCGCACAAAGUCAGGGCCUGCGAUUUAUGCCGGAAACGCAAAUCUCGAUGUACUGUGGAUAUUCCAGGCCAGUCGUGCCUAUUGUGUCGGGUCCAAGGCGCAGAAUGCCAUUACCAGGAGGAGUCAACCCUUGAGAAUGGUACGGGGAAAAGUGGUUGGUCCAUGGAACAGGCUGCAGGAACUCCCAUAGCAGGACGGAAGCGCAAGUUCUCGCCGGAUAUCCCCUCCAAUACCAGUCGCUCUUCAAUGGAUUUCACGUCCGGCAACAUUCGCGAUUUCCCCCCAUCAAAGUCAGCCGAUGGCAGCAGUCGAAGAAGCGAGUCCAGGCGUCGGGCACCUGAAGACCCCAACAACGAGUCGGUGCUUAUUGUUGGGCCCGUCGUGGCAGAGGAUGCACAGGUCAUCGAGAAAUUCAUGCCACCAGAGCCGUCUAGUGCAACACCACAGCCGAAAAACCACCCGUACAACGUCUAUUCCAGUGAUCCCAGGAAACCCAUACUAUACACUACAGUAUCCAGGCGAAGGCAGGGUAUGCGCGUUGGCAUCCCUCCCGGGGAAAAUCAGAAGGAGAUCCUUGAGCAAGUCCUAGGGCCUUUCAAACAUGACCUUGUAAGAUUGUUUUUGGAUAGGUUCAAUGUAGCAUUUCCGAUUUUUGAUGGUGAAAGCUUUUGGGAUGCCUACAUUUCUGAUUCCUCGCAUGAACCACCAGCCUCUCUGCUUUGUCAGGUUUACUCAAUGUCACUUGUCUAUUGGAAGCACACACCCAAACUCGCGUGUCAUCCGAAACCCGAUGUGCGAUAUGCUGUUAACUUGACCGUUGCUGCCCUCCAUGAGGAAUUCUCUGCGCCAGGCUUAUCAACAAUAAGCGCUGCUUUGGUUGAUCUGACCGGACGGCCAAUCUUCUCUAUGAUCGGCAAUGCCAUCAGCUGCGGUCGGACCGUUUCACUCGCACAUUGUCUCGGUCUCAACCGGGAUCCCAGCAACUGGAGACUUUCCCAGCAGGAAAAGAACAACCGCAUCCGUCUCUGGUGGGGUGUUGUGAUACAUGAUCAUUGGGGAAGUUAUGGCCAUGGGGUACCGCCCCAGAUUGCCAAGAAUCAAUAUGAUGUCCCUCUUCCCACAGUGGAUGUGCUCGUCCCACAGGCUUCACGCACCCCGGAGCGUGUGAGAGCAGCUCAUUGCCACAUUGCUCUCUGUCAAUUGACAGAGAUUCUGGGCGAGUUGCUACCUCUCGUCUAUGGGUUGCAGCUAAAAUUCCCACGAGAAACGACAAAGAAACUCAGGCAAAUAAGGACAGAUCUGGACAUGUGGGAAGAUUCCUUACCUGACUGGCUAAAGGACCCCGUUGGCAAAAUGGAUACUCACAUCUCGGGUCCUUGCAGCUUACAGCUUGCAUUCCUGGCCGCCAAGAUGCUUGUUAGCAGAGUGGAGCUCAAGGCUGUCAAUAAUGAUACUGACAGUCCCGAGGCUCACCAUUAUUUCCAGACAGAGUGCAGGAGAUCUGCGGAGGAAAUUGUGCAGUUUAUAUCAUCCCUGAGAAAGGAAAACUUCCAGGAGUUUUGGCUACCGUACAGCGCCUUCCAUCUCACAUCAACAGCAACGCUACUUGUUCGCUGCGCCCUAGAAACAACAGAUAAGAAGGUAGCGCGGUCUUGCCUUGCCAAUGUUGAAACUCUCCGCAGUGUCCUCCGUAGGGUUAGAGAAGAAGAGGACUGGGACGUGGCAGAUAUGUGUCUGGAUCAUUGUGAACGAAUCCAACAUACACUGCAAGGGAUUGGCGGCAACUCCGAUGAUAAUUUAAGUGGAUUUGCAAUGGACAACGCCUGCCUAGUCAACCCAGCUGCAAUCUCACUACCCGAGACGCAGACGAAUAACGAAAUCGUUGACGACAUGAUGUCUAUUUCGGGAACGUUCGGCACCAUGGAUGGCUUCCCAUUUGACAUGACAGGGAUCUGGGAUAUCACUGCCUUCCAGGAUGUUAAUCUGACGUGACAUGACAUUGGAUGGCCGGCCAGCUGCGGCUAGUCAUUCAGGUAUAUAUGUGAUAUAUGAAGACAUGUAGAUGUGAAUCCAGUUACAUGGAAAUGAAACGAUAGGCUCUCCAUGCUGCUACCAAUGUAACUUCUCCGUGAGAUUAUACAUCAUCGAGCUAAAUAUUUACUGAAUAUGAACGAGAGCUCCGCUAGCUAACCGCCGACAGUGUAGGAAUAGCAAUAUACAGC
Messenger RNA from Monascus purpureus, 2744 nucleotides. NCBI's taxonomy places the organism in Eukaryota, Fungi, Ascomycota, Eurotiomycetes, Eurotiales, Aspergillaceae. The record is from the annotation of a GenBank genome assembly.